CUCAGGACGAUGAAAGUCCUUACUUAUAUUUUAGUUUAUCGCCGGUUUCUCCUUAUAGUUUUUACUCUCUUGGUUUUACUGCCAUUGCCAAUCGUCGUUCGCACCAAGGAAGCAGAAUGUGCCUACACACUCUUUGUCAUUGCCAUAUUUUGGCUUACAGAAGCUUUGCCUCUGUCAAUAACAGCUUUACUCCCUGGUUUAAUGUUUCCACUUUUUGGGAUCAUGACUUCUAAGAAGGUGGCAUCUGCUUAUUUCAAAGAUUUUCAUCUACUGUUAAUUGGAGUCAUCUGUUUAGCAACAUCAAUAGAAAAAUGGAAUUUGCACAAAAGGAUUGCCCUGAGAAUGGUGAUGACGGUGGGUGUGAACCCAGCAUGGCUGACAUUGGGGUUCAUGAGCAGUACCGCCUUUUUAUCCAUGUGGCUUAGCAACACCUCCACGGCUGCCAUGGUGAUGCCCAUCGUUGAGGCUGUGGCACAGCAGAUCAUCAGCGCCGAAGCCGAGGUCGAGGCCACUCAGAUGACUCGUAUCAGUGGAUCAGUCAACCGUGGACUGGAAAUUGAUGAAGUUGUUGAGACAAAUGAGAAGAAAGAGAAACCAAUACCAGUUCCAGGAUACAGUAAUGAUGCAGGAAAAAUUUCAAGCAAGACAGAGCUGGAAAAGAACUCAGGUGGGGAAACCAAGUAUCGAACAGAGAGAGACCACAUGAUGUGUAAACUUAUGUGCUUGUGUAUUGCUUACUCUUCUACCAUUGGAGGAUUGACAACCAUCACCGGCACUUCUACCAACUUGAUCUUCGCUGAGCAUUUCAAUAUGCGCUACCCUGACUGUCAUUGCAUUAACUUUGGAUCAUGGUUCAUGCUUUCCUUCCCGGCUGCUAUUAUUAUUCUGUUAUUGUCCUGGAUCUGGCUUCAGUGGCUUUUCCUAGGAUUCAAUUUUAAGGAGAUGUUCAAAUGUGGCAAGACCAAAACUGCCAAACAAAAAGCUUGUGCUGAGGUGAUUAAACAAGAAUACCAAAAACUUGGGCCACUGAGGUAUCAGGAAAUUGUGACCUUGGUGCUCUUCAUUGUAAUGGCUCUGCUGUGGUUUAGCCGAGAUCCUGGGUUUAUUUCUGGUUGGUCUGCACUUUUUCCCAAGUAUCCUGGUUUUGCUACAGAUUCAACUGUUGCCUUACUUAUAGGAAUCCUAUUCUUUCUUAUCCCAGCUAAGAGAUUGACUAAAACUACACCUACAGGAGAAAUUGUUGCUUUUGAUUAUUCACCACUGAUUACUUGGAAAGAAUUCCAGUCAUUCAUGCCCUGGGAUAUAGCCAUUCUUGUUGGUGGAGGGUUUGCCUUGGCAGAUGGCUGUGAGGAGUCAGGACUAUCUAAGUGGAUAGGAAAUAAAUUAUCUCCUCUAGGCUCCUUACCAGUAUGGCUAAUAAUUCUGAUAUCUUCUUUGCUUGUCACAUCUUUAACAGAGGUAGCCAGCAAUCCAGCUACCAUUACCCUUCUUCUCCCUAUAUUAUCUCCAUUGGCUGAAACCAUUCAAGUGAACCCUCUUUAUAUUUUGUUACCUUCUACUCUGUGUACUUCAUUUGCAUUCCUCCUUCCAGUAGCAAAUCCGCCCAAUGCUAUUGUUUUUUCCUAUGGCCAUCUAAAAGUUAUUGAUAUGGUUAAAGCUGGACUUGGUGUUAACAUUGUGGGUGUUGCUGUGGUAAUGCUGGGCAUGUCUACCUGGAUUGGGGCUAUGUUUGACCUCUCUACUUACCCUUCCUGGGCUCCACCAAUCAGUAAUGAGACUAUGCCAUGACAAGCAUGAAUCCUAUGACUGACUAUUGUACGACUGGGCUUCUAGGUUUUUUGAUCUGCUUGGGUGCCUGCCCUGCUCUCCUCAGAAAGCUUCAUUAUGCACCCAGAAGCCAGAACACAUCACAUAAAUAAAAUCAACUGCAUUUUUGAACCAGGCUCUAAGCUUAUUCAUGGAAACCGAGAUGAAUUGCUUCCGAGUGGACAUCAAAACUCAUCCUUGCAAUUGGAACACCUGUCCCAACAAAUAAAAGAACUGGUGCUUCAAGAAUAA
Messenger RNA from Lontra canadensis (Northern American river otter), 2058 nucleotides. It is a transcript of the gene SLC13A1, whose product is annotated as solute carrier family 13 member 1. The coding region runs from base 10 to 1788 and encodes 592 amino acids. Gene Ontology annotation, cellular component: membrane. Gene Ontology annotation, biological process: monoatomic anion transmembrane transport. The record is from RefSeq and is a predicted model, not a curated record. Gene Ontology annotation, molecular function: sodium:sulfate symporter activity. The transcript has 17 exons. Lineage: Eukaryota; Metazoa; Chordata; Mammalia; Carnivora; Mustelidae.